This is a messenger RNA of Belonocnema kinseyi, 6262 nucleotides long. RefSeq names its product 1-phosphatidylinositol 4,5-bisphosphate phosphodiesterase epsilon-1-like. Gene Ontology annotation, molecular function: guanyl-nucleotide exchange factor activity; phosphatidylinositol-4,5-bisphosphate phospholipase C activity. The transcript is spliced from 16 exons. Gene Ontology annotation, biological process: phosphatidylinositol-mediated signaling; small GTPase-mediated signal transduction; lipid metabolic process. The record is from RefSeq and is a predicted model, not a curated record. Bases 1 to 5637 code for a protein of 1878 amino acids. Lineage: Eukaryota; Metazoa; Arthropoda; Insecta; Hymenoptera; Cynipidae.
AUGAGGGAGCGGCUGCUCUGCAUGCAAGUGGAGUCAAAUCGAUAUUCUGUUACAGAGCUGGAGAAGCGGCCGCAGCCGCAGCUGCCUCGGAGCUCUGAGGAGCUGGAGGAUUUGCAAAAGCUGCUGCACUUCCCCGAGGAGGUGGCGCUCAGGUUGGCGGAGACUGAGUACCAGUUGUUCUACCAGGUACCACCCAGCGAGUACCUGCGGCACGUGACACAAGACCUGUCCGCCUUGUCCCAGAAGCAAUCAUCUGCCAGAUCUUCCACGUCGCCGGGUCACAGCUCGAGCAAAUACUGCACCACGAACAGCUCCACUCAGACGGAGGAAGAGGCCUCCUGGCCUACUGCUACUGGCACCACCACUGUGCAGACCCUCAUUAACCGCUUCAAUGAGGUGAGCUCAUGGGUGACCCACGCAAUUACCAGUGGCGCUACGAUCGAAGAGCGGCAGGCCAUCCUCUCUUGUCUGUUACGUGUCGCCCAAACCUGUUGGAAUACUGGCAACUUUAAUUCAGCUAUGGAAAUCGUUGCUGGUCUCAAAUCUAACAAAUUGAAGCCUUUCUGGCAGAGCGUGAACGAGCCUCUUCCGGUCUUGGAAUACCUCUCUUCCGCACUACUGUCCUCUGAAUAUGAGCGCGCUUUGGCCCGAGCUCUGGCGAUGCCAGAAUGCCCGGUUGUGCCAUUCUUCGGAGCCUUCCUGCGGGAAUUACGGGAAUUGGACGCUUGUAAACUUUCGCCUGAGCGGAGAGAAAAAGAAAGGGAAAAAGAAACUCUGCGUGGUGGCAGUAAGGAGGGCGAGACCCUCGAAAACGUGCCUUUACCCUCGCCUGGCGCGAGGGUCAGUGUGGAGAGUGAGGCGGAGGCAACUUCGGAAUGGAACUCCACGAGGGACGGUUCCCUGAAAAAGUCGGAAAAGCCUGGGAAUGCCAAGAAUACGAGCUCCGUUCUAGACAAGAUUGCCCUCUUUCAUCAACAUCAUCACGCACGUGGUAGAGAUGCCACCACGUGUUCCCAACAUCGUAGACUUAGUAUACACACUGCUGCCCUAGAACAGACUUACACGUCCGAGGAGAGUGAUGAGAAUGACUAUCAUCUUGACCUUGAUUCAUAUAAGCCGGUUCAACCCCUUCACAUCGACCACGGAGUCACUCUAUUUCCCACUGCUGCACCACAAGUGGGGAUUGAUUUGCACCUUUUGCAGACGUUACACCACGGAACGACCCUGGUGCACUGGGACUGUGAUAGCGGAACGUCGCGAACAGCAUUGGUCUAUGCGCGUGUGGAUCGUGCGUGUGGUACCUUCGUAUGGGAAAAACCAUCCUGGAGCUUGCUAAAAACAGCGGGCACUUUAGGGACUGGGACGGCGGAUUUUUGCUUGACAAUCAAUGCCGAGGAUACGGUCCCCGUGGGACUGGUCACCAGAUACUCUGCUCAGCAAAAUGACUGCGCCUUUGUCAACCUCGAUGAGGGUUACCUGGACCUCGCCUGUGUGAAAGAAGUUAUGAUCGGAUGCUCCGACCGGGAUCGGGAUCAGGAGCUCAGAGGCAUCUGCAAAAGAUAUGGCCUUCCCGGACCUGAUUCCUGUAUUGGAUUGAUGUACGGGUCCAAUUUAUCAGACAACAGGCUGAUCUUCCUACUGUGUCCUCCGACACUUACUAGAAUUUGGUACAUGGGGUUGUGUUGGAUUCUACGAGGUUUAAAGAGGCAACAACAAUUGACGGAUCGCCGAUCACGAUGGCUGAAAGAAAAAUACCUUCAGCUUUUUUUUGAAGAGGGAUGUUCAGAACCAAUGACUGCGGAUGCUAUUCGAAUUUUCGGUGGACGUGAUUGGUCCGUGACUGAAAGUAUUGGAACUUUGUCUCCUACUAGUAGUAGUACACUUAGAAGACGAAAUGUGAAAGGGAAGAAGACCAAAUCCAUCGGGAAUAUUCACGCCAUGACGAAGGAUCUGAGCUUCAAGCAAUACGAUUCCUCGGCGGACGGAGGAUUAUCAAUGGCCCCUCUGCAUUAUAUAACAGGAAGUAGAGAAUCUUUAACUAAAGUCGUCCCAGCUUCUCCCCGAGGAGGAAGAGAUAGGAUUCCAACUCGCAGCCCUCCUGGAUCCGCAGAACGUAUUGUCACCUCUAAUUUGCCUUACUCCAGUUUACAGAGCCUUUUAUGUGUCACUAGGGAUAGAGAUAAGAACGGAUCCAGCGGCUUAGCCGGGGGCUCAGAAGCCCCCUGGCAAGUAAAAGCUAAAGCGACUUCCAUCAUGUACGAGACCCAAUUGAACUUUGUCGAAUUUGUCGCUUUGUUUCGGUCCUUCAGUCUCAGAGCUAGAAAAGAUCUUCGCGAUCUUUUUGGUCAAUUGGCUAUCACCUGCCGAAGUCAGAGCGACGGUUCCUUAAGGGACUUCAACCUUCGUCCUUCCGUCUUACGACAGGCAAGCGACGCAACGCCACAACGAAUCGGUCUAUUAACGAGGAACAACUCCAUCGACUGUCAUGAGUACAAAACAAGCAGUAAUCUACACAAGAAGCAGAUACUUGAUGCUAUUGCCGCAGCCAGUAUCGUCAAUAAUUGUUCUGGGGUUGAUACGUCUAAGUCUCAAGUGAUAACACUCGCAACAUUUACUAAAUUUUUGGAAUCAAGACAGCAAGAAAAACUCACUGAAGAGGAAAUCAAAAAUCUCAUCAAGAGGCACGAACCAGACCCGAUCCUCCGCAUACAAUGGUGUUUAUCUUUCGAAGGUUUCGCUCGGUACAUGAUGGACAAAGACAAUUACGCUUUCCCCAACGAAUAUGCAACACCUUCAGAAGCUGAAAUGCAGCAGCCUCUUUCCCAGUACUAUAUAGCAAGUUCACACAACACUUAUCUUACUGGACAUCAACUUAAAGGCGAAUCUUCAGUCCAAUUAUAUUCCCAGGUCCUGCAGACCGGAUGUCGAUGCGUGGAAUUGGACUGCUGGGAUGGAGACGACGGUUCACCACUCAUUUAUCACGGUCAUACCUUUACUACAAAAAUUCCUUUUCGCUCGGUGGUGGAAGCGAUAGAUAGGAGUGCCUUUGUUAGUUCACCCUACCCUGUAAUUCUCUCCAUAGAAAAUCACUGCUCGCAAAGCCAGCAAGCUCGGAUGGCUCAAGUAUUUCAACAAGUAUUUGGGGAGAAGCUCGUGAAUAAGUUCCUUUACGAAUCUGACUUUGGAGAGGAUCCUCAAUUACCAUCUCCGUCGCAGCUUCGAUAUCGAAUACUCAUCAAGAAUAAAAAAAUGGUGGUGGAUCCUACAGGAUCUUUGGUUCAUGCACCCUUGGGUCACAGGGGGAAAAUGCUCAUGUCUGAUCGAGCUUCAUCUAUGAAACAAAUGAGAACCGAAGUGAGUAGCACUUCGGUAGCUGUUGAAUAUUAUAGUGAAGACGACGACGACGAGGAAGAUGAUGAUGAAGAUGAUAACGUUGAUGAUAAUUCCAUAUCCAGCUACGAAAAGUACUUGGGAGGCGGCCAAACACCGCAUGGUAGAUUAAAAUCUGACCCAGCUGAGGAUAAAUCGCAAAGGCAAAGCAGUCAAAUAGCAAAAGAACUUUCAGAUUUGGUGGUGUAUCUCCAAGCAAUCAAAUUUCGUGGCCUGAAUACUGCAGCCGGAUUGGGAUUAGGAUUAGGACCACCUGGAAAAGUUCGUCAUCAGAGUCACACUGGAACUGUUCAAAGACAUAGCAUAGCUGGAAUUGGAACUGCAGGUGUGGCACCAUCUUCUGGUUCACCCCAGUCUCUUUCAACAUCAGUUUCGGUAGCCAGUGGAGGAAGCAACAUCGACAACAUCUUCAGACUGACACGAGGUGUUCCAGCCUGUUUUCAAACCUCCUCUUUGAAUGAAAGUGCUGCCAAAAAAAUCUGUCGGAAACAACCUCUGGGUGUCUUGGCUCAUGCUGAAACCCAACUCGUUCGAACCUAUCCUGCUGGAAUGCGGAUUGAUUCAUCCAACUUUAAUCCUGUGAUAUUCUGGGCUUUUGGAAUUCAGAUGGUUGCUUUAAAUUACCAAACUGACGACGCUGCAUUGCACCUGAAUGCUGCGAUGUUUGAGCAAAAUGGACAAUGCGGAUAUGUCAGAAAGCCAGCUGUCAUGUGUGAUAAGGAUCAUAUGAUGUACAGACGAUUCAACCCCUGGGACAAAGAGUUCGACGGACUACACUCAGUACACCUGACCCUCUCGAUAAUAUCCGGUCAGUACGUCUCUCCAGCGAACCUCGUGGCCAGUACCUACGUAGAAAUCGAAUUAGUUGGUAUCCCAAUCGACUGUGCUAAACACAAGACAAAAUUAAUCCACAAUAACGCCCUCAACCCAAUCUGGAACGAAAAGUUCUGCUUCCAAGUGAUGUUUAGAGACCUCGCUUUCCUACGCUUUGGAAUUGUUGAAGCAAGCUCACAUCACCUGAUAGCCCAACGAGUCUUGCCUCUGAAAUGCCUCAGACCAGGUUACAGACACGUGAGACUCCGCUCUCUCAAAAAUAAGCCCCUGGCGCUCUCAACCCUCUUCAUCUAUUCUCGAAUGGAAGAAGAGAGUCUGGACUACAACACCUGCUGUCGGGACCACAAAGAAUCAUCAAAGCGGCCUUCCUCAGGCAAAGAACCAGAGAAGCUGAGCACCAUAGAUCCUGGUCUGAGUGGUGUUACCCUAAAAAGAAGAAUGUUCUUCCUCAUGGUCUACCACGUCGUUCCCGAAGAACCUUACACAAUUCUCAAGGUCACCCAGGAGAGUUCAACUCAGGAAGUGAUGUUGCAGGCUCUCCAGAAAGCUGGAAUCUCAGCAGAACAUGUGGACGAGUACAUUCUCGUUGAGGAAGUUUCCAGAGGUUGGGAGAAGAGAGAUCGAGAAGAACUUCCAACCCAGAGGGUCCUAGAUCCUUUUGAGCAUCCGCUCCAAGCUCAGGCUCUGUGGAAGGGUCAGGGUCGUUUUCUUCUCAAGAGGGUUGGUAACGAUCCCAGCAGCAGAGCCUGGCUCGCCUCAAUCAGAAGCACUGCUGGACACUUGAAGCUCAAUGACGACUUAUCGAGAGACAAGUUGACCCACAUCUGGGACGAAGCAGACACCUUCCUGGUAUGCAUCUACAACGUCUCGCCGGAAAUUCCCUACGCAAUUUUGAGAGUACCAGUGAGCAGUUCAGCUCAAGAUGUCUUGGCUCAGGCUUUGGUGAAAGCUAGGAGAAUGGAGGAUCCUCAGAAGUUCGCGCUAGUUGAAGAAUUGGAGUGGGGUGGUGCUGGAGCAGUUGGAAGUGGAAAUCGUCAGCUGAGGUUGCUGAGGGAUGAUGAGAAUGUCUACAGCACUCAGGCUUUUUGGAAGACUCUGGGGAGGUUCAUCUUGAGGGAACGGGAGCAGGCGAUUCCGAGGAGGCAUCUUCUUCCGGCCACCCUGGACAGGCUGAGCAAAGGCUUCUCUGUUGGGAGAUCGGUUUCGCUACCUGGCUCCAGUAAGGAGAAAGUACCUGUCUCCGAAGCUUUGUCUGAUCCGACCUCUAGAGGUUUAAGACAUCGACUAUUGUUGUCAGGUCGAAGGAGGGAGGUGCAUUCUGAUGGCGAGGAUGCGCGAGAGUCCGACCUACUGAAUGCAGCCCUCAACCUGAAGAAGGUCUCCCUGAGGAAGUUUCGUGUGUGGAAAUCAUAGUGGCAGUCGCGGGCGACGUCACUUUCUACGGUCUUCGCCCCUCGGAAAAACAAUUAGGUAUCAGGGCGCAUUACUUACCCCACUAGUUGGUAGCAGGACUGCAAGGCAGAAUAAAAUAGAUAAAUCAAAUAGAUGUAAAAGAAUUAAAUACAUCCAUUAGUAUUUAUCGGUAGGACAUUUAAACGAUUUCACAUAGUCGAUGAUCAGUCUGAAGCCUGUUGAUGAUAAUUUUAGUCAUAAUGCUGACGGUUGGAUAGCGAAUUGAAGAAGAUUGUGGCUUAGGGAAAUGUCCCAGAGAUGAAAUUUUCCAGUGUCUGGAAUAGAGCAUAAUAGUAUAUUAUACACCAAGGGGGGAAAGUGAGACUUUUUCGAAUAGUAUUGAAAAAAUACAUGAGUCGUAAAAAGUCCCGUCCCUCUUCAUCCCUACCAUUUUUUAAAACAAAUGCAUGAUUUCAGACGCUUUUUUUAACAUUAGCAGUUUUAUUCUUAUAUGAAUUUAGGCAAUUGGAAAUUUAUGGUUAAUUCAUGAAAUACCAAACAGUUUCAGAAAAUUUCCGGAAAUAUACAAAAAAUUCCGAUAAUUCAUGAUUUGUCGAAAUUUUUGGUAAAUUAUGAUAACGUAUGA